GGUAAACGCGACGCCCAUGGUGAACCCGGCCGUGCAGCCGCCGUGGGCCAUCAGCACGCCGGCCACGACCACUGCCGAUCCAGUUGCUACCAAGCAAGAGGAAACUGCGAUUGUUAAUACAGGGUCGCCGUCGUCGACUCGGAAUAUCGCAAUUUAUGUCGGCAUCAGCGUUCUACUCUUCAUAAUCUUUGUCGCACUACUCAUCACAGUCCGCUGCUAUAUCAUAAGAAAAAAUACGAGAAACUCCAAAAACGGCGAUAUGUUCAUCGCCGAAGCACCCAACGUGUUCAACGAUGCUGUCUCAGACAUCGACAACGAUAUUGACGUGACGCACAUGUCAGGCACUUUCUACGACCCUGUACAUCCGGACAUGAUAUUAUAUAGGGAUGUGCCUGGCAGUAAAGGGACCUUACGCGCUAUGAGACCCUUAUCAACCAUAUACCCUUGUGCCGGCGCCAGCAUGUACGGUAAUUUAGAUUACGUCCCGCCGCAGUACAGAGAAGUUGCGGCUGGCAGGCUCAGUAGAGAAGCGAGUAGGGAAAAAGAAGAUGAAGUCGAUCAGGAGGUAGUAGUUAGCCCUAAAAGUUUGAAUAGGUUUUCAAAUUCUCAAUAUUAUUACGGCUGACGCCGGUGUGACAGGCCGGAUGAUGAUGAGACUAGGACUUACUGUUUUUAGGGGCACUGUAAAUGUAUUGUCAAAUAAUUAUAUGAGAGUUUUAUUUGUAAAUAUAUUAUUGUAAUUUUAGCAAUGAUCUCAUGUACAGAUAUUAAAAAAAAUACACUUUUAUUCGCUCUUUAAAAGGAAUAAAGAAUUUAAGCUAGAAUAAUUAUCGCCCAUUGUCAUUAUUUUGUUUGAAUUUGUUAUUAAUGUAGGAAUGUCAACUAACUUGUUAGGUAAAACCUAA
This is a messenger RNA of Leguminivora glycinivorella, 905 nucleotides long. RefSeq lists its product as uncharacterized. The coding region runs from base 17 to 625 and encodes 202 amino acids. The record is from RefSeq and is a predicted model, not a curated record. Lineage: Eukaryota; Metazoa; Arthropoda; Insecta; Lepidoptera; Tortricidae. The transcript is spliced from 2 exons.